CCAUGGCUUUUCAGAGAUAACCAAGACUGGUCUUGCAAUAACAUUGGCCAGAGCCCUCAGCACGUGUGAAUGCACUCCCUCGUGUCCAAAAGGCUUGUUUACGUCCAACCUGUUUAAAAGUACACCAACUGGAUCCUUCUCUACUGAUGGUCAAAAGAGAGGCAACUCUGGUUAUUAGGAUUUCCACAAUGCUUCUCCGCUCGGGCCGCAAAAAGCCAUAUGAAGCAUCUCUCCGUAGAAGGCAGUCUGGUAAGAGGCAAGCUCUGUUGAAAACUGUGAAAGCAGCUCCUCAGAAGUCAGGUAAUUCUUUACUGACAGUGUUUAGUCUCCGAAAAACACUAAAAUGCUAUAUACUGACUGAAGAUUCAAAAACAGUGCAUUUUGACAUAGAUGAAGAUGGUCAUCAUGAAAUAUCAACAAAGGAUUCCCAAUCUCAUGAAGAUAUUGCCUGGUUAAGUGUGUUCACAAAGAAUGAACCAGCAGUUACUGAUUCAAAAAAUUUGGUGAUCCUCACACAGAGAUCAAAGCUUAAUGAAUUUAUCCUGUUGUGCAAGGGUAAGAAGCAGCUCUGUCUGAAGGUCUUAAAAGCAUCCUGUUCAGAGCCUGAUUACCCUUCAGUGGAAAGCUGCAACAGGAAAACAUGCAACCAUGAAGAUCCUGACUUCAAACAGCUGAGUGAAGAUAAUCAUUUUUUCAUCAUGCAUUACCAAGGAGAUUCAGUGCAGUUCCAGUGCUAUGAAGAUACAAGUUACUAUCUCUGUGUGAAUGACGAUUCUCUUGAUAUUCGCAAGCCAGGAAACAAACCCAAUGAGGACAAAAAUUUUUACUUCAGGGUGUCAUAUUUACAGGAAAAGUAGCUUUUCUACCUUUCUGUGUCCUAAGUGUUCUUGCAGCUCCUAUAAAAAGCUAACAGAGGGAUGACUGAGAUCAAUCAAUUUCCAUUUUAACUUAACUGUCUUUUUGUUGUUGUUGUAAUUUUUUGAGUCACUGUUUUGCAUUCUUUAUUUCUGUACUUUCACAGUGUCUUACUGAUCUUACUGUCUCUUUGUGUCCUACCUGCAUAGUGAUGGCUUUAUGGAGCUAAAUUCUUCCAGGAAAGGAAAAAUACAUAGGGGAUAUUUCAAAGACAGGAAAAAGGAAGGAAGCAUCCAUGAAUAUGAAAUACAAAGCACACUUAGUUUUCCAUGUGGUAAAUAUGGAAAACAUUUUCAAAAAAAUAUCUCUUAGGAGCUCACCUGAACUUGAAAACUUUUAUAAGUUAUUAAUGCAUAUGUUCAAGUUCUGACUGACUUAGGGAAAGGAGUGAAAAGGUAUUUCAGAUCUAAAUGAGAACAAAGGAAAAUACCGAAGGUUAGACUGAAGAUUCCUGUAGCUCCACAUCAUCUGAUCUACUCCAUUAUGCAAUUUCAGCAUCUAUACAGCAUAGCAGCUCUAUGUACCGUAUCUCAGUACACAUACACAUGUAGGCAGAAGGAGUGAGAUGCAUUGAACUGAUGAGGCAUUACAGAUACUUGUGAAAAUCAGCAAGAAAUUACUUUGACAUUUGGCUUCCAUUUCUGAAUUAUGAAAUCAUCAGGGAAAUAAAUCAUGAGUUCAGCUGCAAACAAAGAGUGAAGAACAACACUUGAAAAAAAAUCAAAUACUAAAAUUGACUGAAUAAGGUAAACACUAGGUAUUUGACGAACAGAAAGGAUAUCUGUCUUUUAGCACCAGGGUCUGUCAGGGUGCAAUGAUAGCUGCAGACUACCAUAGACCAUACUCUGUAAGGCACAAAGUAUAUAAGAGGAUACAAACCAAAAGUGUACACAGGAUCAUUAGAUGUUAAAGAUCUAAUUCUAUACUGCAGUGCAUGGAUUGCCACUGGGAUGAAGUGAUAAUUUCACUUCAUUUGGACUGUAAGUUGGGCAAGAGAGUUGAUCUGCUGGAGGGCCGGAAGGCUCUUCAGAGGGAUGUGGACAGGCUGUAUCAAUGGUAUGAAGAUCAAGAAGGCCAAGAGCCAGGUCCUGCGCUUGGGCCACAACAACCCCAUGCAAUGCCUGGGGAAGAGUGGUUGAAAAGCUACCUGGAGGAAAAAGACCUGGGGGUGUUGGUCAACAGCCACCUGAACAUGAGCCAGCAGUGUGCCCACAUGGCCAAGAAGGCCAAUGGCAUCCUGGCUUGUAUCAUCAAGAAAAGUGAUUGUCCCCCUGUAUUUGGCACUGGUGAGGCCACACCUUGAAUACUGUGUUUGGUUCUGGGCCCCUCACUACAGGGGGGACACUGAGGUGCUUGGAAUGUGUCCAGAGAUGGGCAACAAAGCUGGUGAAGGGUCUGGAGAACAAGCCUGAUGAAGUGCAGCUGAGGGAGCUGGGGGUGUUUAGUCUGGAGGAGGCAGAGAGGAGAUGUGAUCACUCUCUACAACUACCUGAAAGGAACUUAUAUUGAGAUGGGGAUUGACCUCUUCUCCCAAGUCACAAGUGACAGGAAAAGAGGAAAUGGCCUCAAGUUGUGCCAGGGGAGAUUGAAUAUUAAAAACAUUUCUUCACCAAAAGGGUUGUCAAGCAUUAGAACAGGCUGGCCGGGAAGGUGGUGGAGUCACCAGGCCUGGAGAUAAGUCACAUGUAGAUGUGGUGCUGAGGUACAUGGUUUAGUGGCAGACAUGAUAGUGUGAGAUUAGUGGUUGGACUUGAUGAUCUUAAAGAUCUUUUCCAACCAUAAUUAUUCUGUGAUUCUGUGUGUAUAUAAAUGAUAUAUAUAAUGAACCAAUGCCAAGGGGAUGUCCAGAUGCAUUGAAAGAACCUAAAAGCUACAUAGCACUUGCAGGAACUGUUUUCUUUAAAUGUAACAAAAAAUACAUAGCUGAAAUAAGAAUCUUAAUAUCAGACAGUCACAAUAAUGCACCUUACAAUAAGACAAUUAUCUAUAGUAGAUCAAACUCCAAACAUCUAUUACACCUUAAAAUGUUUAUCUUCUUUUUUUUGACUACUAGCAGUGUGGAGUUUUACUGCUGGGCUUGUUGUUAUUCUUCCAAUAGUUAAGAUCAUUCUGUUGCUUCUAAUGUUGGCCGAUCAGAAGAGAGCUUUUGAAUAUUCUCUAAAUAACACUUACAACUUCUGGAUUUGUUAAGUGUUCAGUGAUGUCAAGGUCAAUAAAACUCUAACUAUUGACUUCA
Colius striatus (speckled mousebird) is the source of this 3151-nucleotide messenger RNA. RefSeq lists its product as uncharacterized. The coding region runs from base 147 to 857 and encodes 236 amino acids. The record is from RefSeq and is a predicted model, not a curated record. NCBI's taxonomy places the organism in Eukaryota, Metazoa, Chordata, Aves, Coliiformes, Coliidae. The transcript has 7 exons.